AUGAAUAAAUCAGGACAUGAAUUUGAUAAAACCAUCCUGGCUGCCGAUAUUGCUGAAGCUAAGAUAGCACAUCACGAGACACCUGCAAAUGAUCCUCACAAAAAAGCUGACAGAGAAAAUAUUGGUCAUCAACCAACUGGUACUCAGACUACAAUCAAAGAAACUCCACCUCUAUAUCCAGGCGAAGCAGCUGCGCUGGCUAAGGAGAUCCAGAAAGACGAAAAAGCAAAGGAAGCAGCAGAGUACAAAACCAUCCUGGCUGCCGAUAUUGCUGAAGCUAAGAUAGCACAUCACGAGACACCUGCAAAUGAUCCUCACAAAAAAGCCGACAGGGAAAAUAUUGGUCAUCAACCGACGGGCAGUCAAUCUACAAUUGAAGAAACGCCCAGUACUAUCUAA
Molecule: messenger RNA, 399 nt
Organism: Didymodactylos carnosus
Lineage: Eukaryota; Metazoa; Rotifera; Eurotatoria; Philodinida; Philodinidae
Source: the annotation of a GenBank genome assembly